Candoia aspera is the source of this 3407-nucleotide messenger RNA. RefSeq names its product zinc finger protein 436-like. Bases 199 to 2187 code for a protein of 662 amino acids. NCBI's taxonomy places the organism in Eukaryota, Metazoa, Chordata, Lepidosauria, Squamata, Candoiidae. The record is from RefSeq and is a predicted model, not a curated record. Gene Ontology annotation, biological process: regulation of DNA-templated transcription. The transcript is spliced from 8 exons.
GUCUGUCAAGUACCGACCAUUUUAGGUCACUCCUUUCUCGGUGUCUCCGAGACGCAGCGCCGUCUGGUUGCCUCGGGCCGGAGGCGCCUCGGCAUCCCCGUCUGGGUCCUUGAUAGGGGCUGGAAGGAGGAGAGGCUGAGAUAGAAGAGUUUCUGUCUCUGCUUCCUUGGAAACCAUCCUGUUGUUCUGUCUAGCAAGAUGGAACUUCCUCAGGUGGCGUUUGAGGAGGUUGCUGUGUAUUUCACAGAGCAGGAGUGGGCCUUGCUGGAUGUCAGUGAAAGAGCCCUCUACAGGGAUGUCAUGCAGGAGAAUUAUGAACAUGUGAUGUCACUGGGCAUCCUUCUUGCUCUGACAGAAAGCAAGAUCUCGUCUUGUCUUCUUUUGGCACCACCCUGUUCUAGCACCGUGGCUUUUCGCCAGGUCUCCUUUGAGGAGGUGGCCAUGCAUUUCACGGAGCAAGAGUGGGCUUUGCUGAAUGUGAAUGAAAGAGCCCUCUACAGGGAUGUCAUGCAGGAAAACUAUAAACAUAUAGUGUCACUGGGUUUCCCGAUGGCUCAGCCUGGCAUGGCCCCCUGCCCAGAGCAAGGUGACAGGCUUUGGAGGCUGAACUUCCAUGAAUAUUGGAAGAACCAGUCCUUGACAAAAUUCAUUCCAGGUGACUUUUCUCAGCCAGGAGGCCCCAGAACGGCAGCACCGUUCAGGAGAUUGCUGGGUCAUUCGCAAGCGAAGGACUCCCUGAACUCUGACCUUCGUUACAACAGACUCAGGAGAGAAAUCCAAGAGGAGAAGCAGAUUGUGCAGGGCAGCCUUGAUGAAAGUGUUCCCUUAAGAAAAAGCAUCCAGGCUGUGGAAUGUCCUCCAGCUGAUGUAGGAGAAAGAAAGGAUUCUUGUCCCAAAUGUGGGAAAACGUUCUGUCACAAAUCGGCACUCACGGCUCAUCUGAGAAUCCACACCGGAGAAAAGCCGUACCGUUGCCAGGAGUGUGGGAAAAGCUUUAAUCAGAGCUCGGCCCUCACUCAGCACCAGAGGAUCCACACCGGAGAGAAACCCUACGCCUGCCUCAGUUGUGGUAAAAGAUUCAGUCAGAGUUCUGCUCUUACCCAGCACCAGAGGAUCCAUACAGGGGAGAGGGCGUACACCUGCCUCGACUGCGGGAAGAGCUUCAUUUACCAGUCGGCUCUGAUUCGGCAUCGGCGAAUCCACACGGGAGAGAAAUGUUACACGUGUCCCGAUUGUGGGAAAGGUUUCAACCAAAGCUCCAACCUUAUUACUCACCGGAAGAUUCACAAGGGUAAUGGGACAGCCUAUGGGAGUGAAAAAAAGAAUCCUCAGCUGGAAAAUCAUGUGCAAUUAGAAGCACGUAGCAAUGCCGGUAGGACAUUCCAGCAAGCUGGUCCUCAGAGUUCUCAUCUGGAAAAAUGCCUUUUGGACUGGAGAGGUUCCAAGAGAAGCCCUUCAGAUCAGGCCCAGGCUCCACCUGUAUCUAGUGCGGGAAGUUUGAUAUCUCAGAAGGACACGGUAAGAAAAGUAGGCAUUCCCAGGGUUAAAAGGCCACUUGUCUGUCAUGUCUGUGGAAAGAACUUCAGAUACAGCUCCCACCUGGUUAACCACCAGCGGAUCCACACAGGAGAGAAACCCUAUCACUGCACAGACUGUGGGAAAAAUUUCAUUCAAAACUCGGCCCUCAAGAGGCACCAGAGGAGUCACCGAGGUGACAGGCCCUAUCGGUGUUCAGACUGCGGGAAAAGCUUUAGUCGGAAUGCGCAUUUGGCAAAACACCAAGGGAUUCACACUGGCUUAAAACCUUAUGAGUGCCUGGACUGUGGGAAGAAGUUCAGUGUGAAGAUGAACCUUGUGAUUCACCAGCGAACUCACACGGGGGAGAAGCCGUACAUGUGCUUGGAAUGUGGGAAGAGUUUUAGCCAAAGGGCUCAUUUCAUUAUCCACCGGAGAAUUCACACGGGAGAGAAGCCUUACGAAUGUCCAGACUGUGGGAGAGCCUUCCGGGUGAGCUCACACUUGGUUACGCAUCAGAGGAUCCAUAUGGCAAAGACCUCUUUCAUAUGUCCUGAUUGUGGGAAAAGUUUUAAUGGUAGCAAACAGUUCGUUCAACAUAAGCGAUGUCACGCCAGUGGAGAAAACUGUCCCCUGCCAAAUUCAGGAGUAACCAUUAAGAGUGAACCCUGAAUCUCCUUACUAGUGAAUUCCUGGUUCAGUCAGACCUGAAGCCGAAGGGGGCAUUUCUGUGUGAGGGAAGCAAAGAGGAAACGUCUCUCGGCUGCCUCUUCUAAUGGCCAAUUGUGAGCCUUUUUCUGCAGUUAGAGCUGGAAUCGAGACAGCUUGGAGAGGAGAUUUUCUCAAUUUUCAAACUGUUGUGGCAGAGUUGAGAGCCAAGGGCAGACAAUACAAUACUGGUUUUGGCAUGGAAAGACCUGACAUCAGCCAUAGGAUUUCAUUAUACAAUCUAAUCUUACUCAGUGAAUUGAGAAUAGGUGAAAUGGAGAAAACAGCUUGUAUCUACUGCCCUUGAAUUCUUUAGACCAAGGAUGGAGUACCACAAAUAGGAUGCUGUCCUGUUCCCCAAAGGGAAUCAUCAGGCAUCUCCAUCACUUCAGAACAGCAUCUGCGGUAGCAAGGGAAGGACAGGUGGGACGAGGAACAGCUUCUAAUGGUUGUCCUGACUGCAGGCACUGGAGGAAAGAAGGCAGUUCUCAUGGAAUCCACAGAGUGGGCCUUGGCAUUGAGUUGAAGGAGGGUGGCGGUGAAUUUGUGAAAUAGCACCGAGGCUGGCCCAAGAUGUUUUGUUGCUUGAAGUGAAGAACAAGAUAAUCUGGCCUCCAUUCCAUUUACACCACCCCAACUAGCUUGACAGCUGGAUUUGAUCUCAACUUGGCAACCGGACAUCAUUUUGUGCUAGGCCAGAGAGUGGCAGACCAGCUUAGGGGGCAGAGGAGGAUGUGGGGAAGUGGGCUGCUUGCUGUCCGAAUCGUUAGAUCUGCCUCCUGAGACAGCCCUCCCCCCCAGCUUUGGAGGUGCACAGCCAGAGGCUCCAGGGCUGCAUCUGGCCCCCCAAAACCCAGCAUAUGCCCUCAACCUUCACAAGCUGCAACUUUUCGUGUAAUGGAAAGGGGAAAUAAUUAUAUGUACCUAAUUUAAUGUAAUUUUAAUUACAUAUAAGCUGCAUUCAAUCAUGUUUUAACUAGCAUCCUUGCCCGACUGUUGUCUUUUGGGUGUGGACUCCAAUCUGCAACCCAGCACGGCCACUGGCCAGAGAAAGGUUGCACCUCUCUGCUGCACCUAAUAGUAGUGCUGAUUCCGCUUUGAAGUAAUUAAGACAUUAAAUCAAAUUCUUUCUCGUGAAUUGGAUUCAGAAGUGCUGUUACUGGGGGGAGAAAAGGCAAAAAGAA